AUGGCCAAAUCCUCACCGCUAGCUCCGCGUUUGUUGGCGGUGGCCAAUGCAGCCCUUGCAGCAGGUCCGCAACUAUGCAUAGCAGACAUUGGAUGCUAUGUGGGCAAUUUGGCGGUGCAUCUUGUGCAACAAGGAGCUCGGGUCGUUGCCAUUGAUGUCGCACCUGGCCCUUUGGAGCUUGCCCGCCAGAAAGCGCAAGAUGUGCUGUCCACGGAAGGACAGAGCCGCCUCGAAUUCCGCCUGGGCGACGGCUUUGCAGCUUUGAAGGUGGAGGACGAUGUGGGGGUAGCGUGUCUUGCUGGUUUGCCCGCAGGUCUUUUGCUGCAGCUUUUGAACUCGACCCCUCCAAGUGUUACACGCUUGGUGCUGCAGCCUACGUGCCCCACUGCUCCAGAGGCUAUGGCGGCACUGCGCUGCUGGCUCCAUGAUAGUGCUUGGCAACUCACAGAGCACAUCAGCCUUGAACGAGGUGGGGCUUGCAUCACCCUAGUGGCAGAUGCCUUGGAGGAUCAGCAAGGGAAUGUUCAUCAUUCUGGUGAAUGCACUGCAGUGGCACAGCACCGGGCACAGCUGUUGCCAAUGACUCUGCGGGAGCGGGUUUUCCAACAGCUGCUCCAAGGUGUUGAGGAUGAUGAAACGAAUGCUUACAUCGAGCUGUUGCAUGAGAAGCUUGAAUCAAUGCAUCCCGAUAGCCCACUCUUGUUGAAGCAGGUUGAAGCUGCAUAGCAGGGCAAAUUACGCACAUUCUCCAUGUUGAAAAAUCCAAGCUGCUCCACCCAACAAGAUCAAGCAAGGUCGCCCCUGGUCGCAUUUGUUCUGAUUCUUGGUCUUCAGCCAUGACUUUACUAAUAGCCACCAUGUUGCGCUUUGUGAUGGACCUAUGCUGGUUGUUUCUCGAUCAUUUCACACUGCCUCACAAUGAGGUAUUCCGGUCGACUAUGUACAUGUGAUAAGAGGUGGAUGAUGGAAGUAGUGGAAGAAGAGCUUUCGCUUGUGAAAGCCCUUCAGAGUCGUUUUGCGUCGCCUGGGUGACUCAUGCUAAUCAUUCUGGAUGUCACGCAGCCGUAUUUUCCAACCUAGCUUGCGCGGAAGGUGGAGGUUGCCUCUGUAGUGGUCAUCAAUGCAAAGGCUGAGGAAAAGACCAUCAACGCUCAUUAAGCAAGAUGCAGCAUGAUGAUCAUGAUGGCGCAUCACUUUGUGACAUGUUUUGACCACAUCGCAGUGCGUGGCGCACCAUCGCGGGCCUUGAUCAUGUUUGACACCAAGAUCUUCGAGAGAGCGUGGAGAUGCCGGCGGUGAUGUGGUAUGGCCAUAGACCAACGUGUCCACAACGAUCCAGUGACAAAUGGA
Messenger RNA from Cladocopium goreaui, 1350 nucleotides. The record is from the annotation of a GenBank genome assembly. Lineage: Eukaryota; Dinophyceae; Suessiales; Symbiodiniaceae.